AUGUCUUCUUCUUACCAUGAAAUGAUUCCUUUUGAUCAUCAUCACCAGCUGCAACAUCAUCACCAAUUGCAUCAUCUACGACUACAUCAUCACCAACUACGUCACCAACAAUCAUUAAUUGAUCCGAUUUUAUUGUCAGAUUCAUCUUCCGUAAAUAUACAAAAACCAUCUUCAUCCACUAACACAACCACUAUGAUAAAUGAUAAUAAUAAUAUCGUCAAUAUUAAAAGUAAAGAAAAAGAUGGGAGUCAUCCAAUCGCUUCAAUAGAUUCAUUAAUGAUAAAUCGGUCGUUUAAUAGUGGUGAAAGAUGUACUGCUAAUAACAAUCGUAGUAAUGAUAGAGAAAUUGAUGAUUUUAAAAAAGAGAGGGAUAAUGAUCAUAGAGUUGCAGAGGAUAAGAUUAAUUAUUUUUCUCCACAAAACCAAUAUGAAAAAGUAAAAAGACAAUUAUUCGAGGAAAAUAACAAUACGCAAAUGUUAGAAAAUGAGUUUGAUGUAACCAAUUACUACAAAAGCAAGACCAAUGAACUAGAGCAAAAAUGUCUUCAGAUACUGAAAUCCUUACAACAAAGGUAUGACAAUCUACCAGUUGAAUCAAAUAAUGAUAAUAAUAGUAACAUACUUACAGCUGAAGUUACAAAAUAG
Molecule: messenger RNA, 645 nt
Organism: Entrophospora sp. SA101
Lineage: Eukaryota; Fungi; Glomeromycota; Glomeromycetes; Entrophosporales; Entrophosporaceae
Source: the annotation of a GenBank genome assembly